GAGCAGCGGGCGGCUGGCCUUGGCCGGCACACCCCGCUUGGGAAACCUGCUCCGCGUCCCGAGGGUGCGGGUAGGGAAGGCAUAGAGUUUUAAAUUGAAGAAAAAAUGUCACUUUACGAUGACUUGGGAGUUGAGACCAGCGAUUCCAAAACAGAAGGCUGGUCUAAAAACUUCAAACUACUACAGUCUCAAUUGCAGGUGAAGAAGGCAGCUUUGACUCAAGCAAAGAGUCAGAGAACCAAGCAGACAACAGUACUUGCUCCAGUGAUUGACCUGAAGCGAGGGAGUUCUUCUGAUGAAAGACAGAUCGUGGACACACCGCCUCAUGUAGCAGCUGGGUUAAAGGAUCCCGUACCUAGUGGUUUUUCUGCAGGAGAUGUAUUGAUUCCUCUGGCAGAUGAGUAUGAUCCCAUGUUUCCAAAUGACUAUGAAAAAGUGGUGAAGCGGCAAAGAGAGGAACGACAGAGGCAGCGUGAGCUGGAGAGGCAAAAGGAAAUAGAAGAGAGAGAAAAAAGACGUAAAGACAGACAUGAAGCCAGUGGGUUUUCAAGAAGACCAGAUCCAGAUUCUGAUGAAGAUGAAGAUUAUGAAAGGGAGAGAAGAAAAAGAAGUAUGGGAGGAGCUGCAAUUGCACCACCUACAUCUCUGGUUGAGAAGGACAAAGAACCUGUAGCAUCGUUCCCAUACGAAGAUGAGUCAAGACCUCGGGCACCAUCUUCCAAAGCAGCCAUUCCUCCUCCAGUGUACGAUGAGCCAGACAGACCUCGUAGCCCCACAGGACCUAGCAACUCAUUCCUUGCUAACAUGGGAGGGACAGUGGCUCAUAAAAUCAUGCAGAAGUAUGGUUUCAGAGAGGGCCAAGGGCUGGGAAAGCACGAACAGGGGCUGAGCACAGCACUCUCUGUAGAGAAAACUAGCAAGAGGGGUGGCAAGAUCAUUGUUGGAGAUGCUACAGAGAAAGCAGAUGCAACCAAGAAAGCAGAUUCUAAUCCAUUGACUGAGAUACUGAAAUGCCCAACUAAAGUGGUCUUACUAAGGAAUAUGGUGGGUGCAGGUGAGGUGGAUGAAGAUCUAGAAGUUGAAACUAAGGAAGAAUGUGAAAAAUAUGGCAAGGUUGGGAAAUGUGUCAUCUUUGAGAUUCCUGGUGCCCCUGAUGAUGAAGCUGUAAGAAUAUUUUUGGAGUUUGAACGGGUUGAGUCUGCAAUUAAAGCUGUUGUGGAUCUAAAUGGAAGAUACUUUGGCGGCCGAGUGGUGAAGGCUUGUUUCUACAACCUGGACAAGUUCAGAGUACUGGAUCUGGCAGAGCAAGUUUGAUUUUAAAAAUCUAGCUCGAGGUGUCACUGUUUUGGCAAUCGUGUUUUCAGCAGUAGGCUGGGAAAAAAGAAGAGAAAGUAGCUUUCCUAGCAGACUGGAAACAAGCCUCAUUGAAUGGAUUUUUCGCAUUCGUUGUGACUUCAUUUUUUGUAAUAUAAAGCCCUUUGAAAUUAA
This is a messenger RNA of Centrocercus urophasianus (Greater sage-grouse), 1488 nucleotides long. RefSeq names its product RNA binding motif protein 17 (gene RBM17). The transcript is spliced from 12 exons. Gene Ontology annotation, cellular component: precatalytic spliceosome. NCBI's taxonomy places the organism in Eukaryota, Metazoa, Chordata, Aves, Galliformes, Phasianidae. Gene Ontology annotation, molecular function: RNA binding. Gene Ontology annotation, biological process: mRNA cis splicing, via spliceosome; alternative mRNA splicing, via spliceosome. The record is from RefSeq and is a predicted model, not a curated record. Bases 106 to 1314 code for a protein of 402 amino acids.